Messenger RNA from Penicillium egyptiacum, 2688 nucleotides. The record is from the annotation of a GenBank genome assembly. Lineage: Eukaryota; Fungi; Ascomycota; Eurotiomycetes; Eurotiales; Aspergillaceae.
AUGGAUGAAAGUUCUGAGCCUGCCCGUGAAGACAAUUUGUCUACAGCCGUUCAGCCACUGACUUCUAGUGGCUCUGAGGAGCUUCACAAGCCUACUGAAGCCAUGACUGGCGACAGUGCCACUGCUAACCUUGGGCCCACCAUCCAUGACCAAGAGCAUGCCGAAGCUACCAAGGAACGUUCCUGCACUUCUUAUCCGGAGUCGAGUUCCAAACCGCAUCGAUCGUCUGCUAAGCAUGCCGGUGUUCAUUUUGUCGACCAAAUCACUCUUGCGGAGCCUGAGCUCAAGAAGUCAGAGGUUGGACCCAAGACUGAGGAUAAUGUCGAGGAGCCUUUUGCCAGUUCGGACCAGGAGCCAAACAGGCAUUUUUCCCAAGUUCAAGCUGGUGCUGACCUUGGAGGCGCUUCGCCAAGAGCAAUUGAUUUCGCCGUCGUUACAGAAGAACCAGGGAGCAAUGCAGAGACAUCCAAUUUGAACAACGGCGCAAACUCGGAGAACGCGCCCAAGGUUGGAUUCAAGCACGAUCCCGAUGAGGAAAAGGUGCUCGCAAACGUGGAACUUGACGAUGGUUCUUCGUCGAAGUCGAAGAAGAAGAAAAAGAAUAGGCGACGUCCCAAGAGUCAGAGAGGAGAGAACGCACCCUCUGGGUUUGAACCCUUCUAUGCCGAUGCACCAAUGACUCCAAAGGAGUUUGAGGAGAACAAGUCUAUCUAUGAUCCUGCUUUGCCCAUUCUUGAUCGGAUUGACGAGGGCAUCAAGCGCUUCUUGUACAAGCGACGCCUUGAGCCCUACAGACGCAAAGUUUUUCUCAAGUACUUACAGUACGGCGGUGUCAGCGUGGGCCCCAAUCAUUCCCAGGGAGUAACUCCUUCGGAAUUGAAGGAGAUGACCAAAGAAGAGGCAAUGCAAGCUCGCUGCACCACGGCGACCUUUCCCAAGAGGGGAAAACCAUAUCCCAUCUCUUUCAACGAUGUCGCGACUGGCUACCUGACUGGGUUCUACAUGGGCUACUACAAUCCUGAUACUGAGGAGGAGAUCAAAGUAUGCACUGAUACGAUGAAGAAUUUCUUCUCUUACCUCCUCUACCACAAUGUUUGCCCCGAGCAGAAGGAGGAUCUUGAGGAAGCUCGAAGGACCUGCGAUCGGGCUGCCAAAGAGUUGUGGAUGAACCAGCAGCUUGUCCAUCAUGGCGGCCCCGGAGACUUCAACCGCGGCUGCUCCGUGCUGUUUGGCGGCUACUACUUCGAGGAUGUGGAUGACCCCGAGGCUUGGACAAAUGUUCGAUAUUUUGAUGGAAAGGUCUUUACCACUGAAAUGGCUCGCAAAGUCGUUAAAUAUGGAAUUGCGAUUGCCGGAAAUGAUCGAACUGCUCAGAAAUUCAAGAUUCUCGCUGACCUGGACAUGAUCGAAGCCAAGCAGGUCCCAGACAUCGAUGGCUUUGAGGUCAUCUCUGUGGAGGAACCUAGCGAGGAAACCAUCGGACUCUACAGGGAGCUGGGUCCCGAUCUUGGCCCAGUGGGCAAGAUUCGAGCCAAGGAAUUUCGUGAUCCCGCCAGAGGUCCCUUUGACCUCACUCCCUGGGAAAAGGUAGACUGGGAUGCUGGUUUUGCCCCGACCUACGAGUUCGAAUUUCUCGUCGAACCUCAUCUGUUCCCCCAUAUCUUGCCCGGCAUGAAGAUUAUCUCGGACGUCUAUGAGACCAACUUCGGACAGUACUACUUCGAUGAAAUUCUGUCAGUCCUGCCAAGUUUCUACAAGUUCAUGUACAAUGACUGGAUGAUGGACUAUGUGGAGCCCGCACCUAUUAACUUCAUCCCUGACGAGGAGGAGGUCGCGCGCCGCCGCGCAAAAGAGUCUAUUAUGCGUCCUCCUGAGCCCACCCCGGCCGAGUGGGCUCUGCACAUGGUGAUGCACGAGUUGACUUAUGUGGUCAGGCCGGGCCAGGAUCCCAUGGACGCCGUCUGGCAGAUGAUUCAUAGCCUUGAGAACUUCGGCUGGGACCUGGAGGAAGUCAAAGACUUGCUGGGCUUGGUGGAUCCGAAUCCGCGGAAGGGCAAGGAAAGGUCGACUGAGGGAGAGCAGCCCCGCGUGCGCCUUAGCAAUGAGCCCCGCAACAUCCCCUUGUUUGAGACCCCUAAGCAGGCCCUUGAUCGGACUAUCAAUUAUUUCCAGAAUCCGGAAAGGAUCAAGCCCGUUAUCGCGCCGGAGGUCAUCGCGAAGAUUCUCAAGGAGAAAAAGGAGAAGAUAGAGAAAGAACAAUCCGAGAAAGGAGCGCAGGCUUCGGACGGGCAGAAUAUCGCAAAGAGCCAGGGAGCAGAGGGUGAGCGCAAGCCCGGUAUCUCGCCGGAGGGCAUGGCAUACUUCGUCAAGAAGAUGAAGAAGCAGAUAGAAAAGGAACAAUCCGAGAAAGGAGCCCAGGGACCUAUCACGCCGGACGUCAUUGAGAAUUUCGUCAAGAAGACAAUGGAGCAGAUAGAAAAGGGACUGUCCAAGAAAGCAGCCCAGACUUCGGAUGGGCAGGAAAUUGCGAAGAAUCAGGGACCUGAGGGACAGCCCAAGCGAGAACCAAUGGACAACAAAUCAACCCAGACUCCGGGUGAGCAGAAGAUUACGAAGAACCAGGAAUCCGAGGGACAGCCCAAGCGAGGACCAACGGACGACAAAGCAACCCAGACUUCGGGUAAGUAG